AUGCUACACAGACUAUUUGUGAGUGGGGCAGAUCUAAGAGGCUGUCGCAGCGUACUCUCUAGUACCCUCAUUCAGCGGAGGUAUUGGGCAAAACCGAAGAAGCGCCCAAAGGUUGGUCAAGGGUUUCAUGAAAAGGCUCAAAAAUGGCGUGAGGAAUACCUUCUUGACCGACACCGCGUCCUUGCCGAUAGUCUCCGCGCCUACGUGGAGUUUAGUGCCUCAAAACGGGUAGAGCCAUGGGACACAAGGUUUAGACCCUUUGACCGAGUCGAAAAGGAUGGGGUUUAUGUUCUGAUGCGCUACAUGAUGGAAGACAAGCUCCAACUCUGCAACUAUCACCACCGCCCUUCCAAACGAUUGUUUUGCAACGUUGGACUCAUGGGCCCACAAGUUACGACCAAAGCACGGUGGAAGCCGUAUCGCUACGCGACGAAUCCCGUGAACACGACAAAGGCGGAGAGGAUAUUUCAGAAGGACAAAACUGUUUUUACACAUGGCCACAGUGAUUAG
Molecule: messenger RNA, 510 nt
Organism: Trypanosoma grayi
Lineage: Eukaryota; Euglenozoa; Kinetoplastea; Trypanosomatida; Trypanosomatidae
Exons: 1
Coding region: 1-510 (169 amino acids)
Source: RefSeq, a predicted model, not a curated record